Molecule: messenger RNA, 1040 nt
Organism: Trametes versicolor FP-101664 SS1
Lineage: Eukaryota; Fungi; Basidiomycota; Agaricomycetes; Polyporales; Polyporaceae
Exons: 2
Coding region: 46-672 (208 amino acids)
Source: RefSeq, a predicted model, not a curated record
CUCGCUCUCAACUUCCAACCCUCCUCACAUCAACAUACCCUACCAAUGACGGAGUACGACUACUCCCCGGAGGCCCACGAGAGGUUCCAGGCCAAGAUGGCCGGCGUCGGGAACUGGGUUGUCGAGCAGAAACACCAUGCACCCAAGUACUCCAACCCGUUUACCCCGGAGCAGGUCUCCUCAUCGUCCCGGGUUCACUCCCCAUCGCGCCCGGAAAGCAGCUCACGCCACUACGACCAACGUCCACAACCCUCGCGUUCGCGCACGCUCCCCGCUCCCCCAUCGGGUUCCGGACACACGUCCCGAGCGUAUGCGUACGCGCAACACGAGCCAAGCGACGCCAACACGCGCCAUCGUUCGGCGCGGUCACCGCAACGCUCAGGCUCGCUACCGGUAGAUCCGCGGUACGCCACACAUGUCGCAGCGCCCAUUCCUCUCGCGCCCCAUCAAGUGGUGCCGCGGACAUCUCCGGUGACCUACGCGCCCCCCGCUCCACCAGGCGUUCGCACUCGCCAGGUCGAAUACGCCUACAAGCCAGGCCAGCCCAUCGUGCUCCCUCCCCCGCGUCGAGGAGAGACCUACGUGAUCAUCCCACCAAAGGGCGGUCGCGUCGACGUCAUUCCCGACCCGCGUUCGUCAUCUUCACACACCCCCUACCAAGAAAAACAAUGAGGCGCUACUGAAGCGUCUCCUCAACAACCUCACGCCGAACAUCGAGUGGGGCAACUCGUCGUCGGGCACGCGAUCAUCAUCACGUACGCUCACGCGCGAGCCUGGCAGGCGGCGCUCGACCUCCCGGUGACGGUCCGCACGCGCUUGUCUAUACCUCUUCGACCCUUCUUCCCGCUUCCUUCACCCCGUUCAUCUCCGUUCGCGCUACACAUUCCUUCGUCCCAACUGUGCUCUCCGACCCAAAAUUCCUGACACUCGCUAGUGUGCGUUACACGUUUAGAUAAUGUUAAUACAUUCAUGCCGCGUUCGUAGUACUGUACCGCAAGCCUCCGUUAUAGUAGUUGUAUCCUUGUAUGUAGAUGCCCCCC